AUAACAGAUGUAUUCAAACAAGCCAUCUAGCCUGCUGCUGUCCAAAGACCCAUUCACCUCAGAAGAACCAUCUGAAGAUCUCUCCUUUUAGAAUUCAGUUUGCUCACUGCUUUUCACAUUGUCAACAUGAUGAACAGAAUUAUGCUUGGAGUCAUUGCAGUGAUUGGAUUCUUCACUCUAUCUGAAGCCCUGACAUGUAAUUCGUGCAAAGUAGGUGUUCUAGGCAAAUGUUUGUUAAGUUCCAAAGUGGAUUGCACCACCCCCAUGAACAACUGCUUCUCUGCAAAAGCAGAGUUCAAUGUGUCUGAGUUCCUGAGCCUGUCCACAAGUGGCUGCACAUCUGAUUGCAACAACACCAGUGGAACCAUCUUGGGUGCGGGAUACACAGUGACCAAAUUCUGCUGUACCACAGAUCUUUGCAAUGGAGCAAGUGCUGUCCAGCUGUCCAUGGCUGGGGUUCUCAGCACCGCCCUAUUGGCCUCCAUCUGGAGCAGUUACAUUCUGUAGAUGUAACACCUCCUUGUCUGUAACACAUUAUUUCACAAUAACUCCUUAAUCCAGAAUCAAUAUAAAUGUAAUCUAGAGUGCAUAUAGAUCCCAUAACUUUCUGUAACUUUAAUUGUUGUUUAACUCUGUUUACUUGUGAUGCAGUGAUAAUGUUUUUAUGGUAACACUUUACAAUAAGGUUCAUUAGUUAAACAUUAGUUAAUGUAUUAACUAACAUGAACUAACCAUGAGCAAUACAUUUGUUACUGUAUUUACUAAUCUUCGUUAACGUUAGGUAAUGAAAAUACAGUUGUUCAUUGUUUGUUCAUGUUAGUUCACAGUGCAUUAACUAAUGUUAACAAGAUUUUAAUAAUGUAUUAGUAAAUGUUGAAGUUAACAUUAACAAAGAUUAAUAUGCUGUAUAAGUUAGGGCUGGGCGAUUUUUACAAUUAAUUCGAAUUUAAUGUUUUGCCUCGAUUUUAUUAUUUUUAAAUCGAGAAAUCGCGAUUUUGAAUAAAAAUGUUAGCAAACGUUACAAUUAGACAUGUUGACAACACAGCAAUAAUAACCGUUAAGAGAAGAAAAUGAUCCGACCUCAUGAUGGCGCCAGCACGCCUGAUUAACCGCUCUCAUGUGACGCUCUAUGAACGUAGAACACAUAGGCUAGUCUUAAGCGCCUGUUCAUUCAGAAACGCGUUAUUGCGUUGAAAAAAAAUCAAAAGCGGGCAGUGGAAUGGGAAAAAAACAGUUAUUAAACGCAAGUUGAACUUUUUCUUUAACUUGACUGCCGCGUUUUUAGAAUGCCGUUUCAUGGGUGAGACGCUGCAAAAGACGCGAGGGUAACAGCCAAACACUUGGAAUGCAAAAACCUGUAAAGAACUACUGCUGUAUGUUUGAUAUUUCAUGUUUGCAUGAUGGUGACAGGGUGAAAGCUGCUGUUAUUUUCUGUUUUUACAAAGCAUUUGCUGUUAAUAAUAGCCUAUUACUGGUGUUAUUUAUUGCUAUUACUUUUUGGCUAAGAAAUAUUUUUAGCAUUUUUCUUAUUUUAAAUCAUUUCUGAGUAUAUAGAAUAUGUUUAAAAUAUGUACAACAUUUGCCUUCAUACUUAAUGCACAUUUUCUGCAAAGAUAUUUAACAAAUAAGUCAUUUGUUUUACAUUUACACCAUGUUGAUUACUUCAGGUGUGGUACACUUGGAAUAGAACUUUUUAAACCAGAUGGUUAAUAAAGAAAAUGUUACUUGAAUCAUAUUGUAGUUGAGUUAAACAAAAAACUAGUUAAAAAAAAAAAAAAAAUCGAAAUCGUGAAUCGGUCAAUCGUUCUGAAAAAAAAUCGAGAUUUUUUUUUUUUUUUUUUUUUGCCAAAUCGCCCAGCCCUAGUAUAAAUGCAGUUUAUUUUUAGUUAAUGUUAACUAAUGUAGUUAAUUAAUGAACCUUACUGUAAAGUGUUACCGUUUUUAUUAACAUUUACAUAGUGUAAAACACAUUACAUUUUCAACACUCUUAUGUCAUUUUUAAUGAAACCUGCAUGCACUCUUUGAAAUGAGGCGAUGAUUUGAGCUGAAUAAUUUUGAAGGUUGAAUAAACUGAAAAAUUAUAGCAAU
Ctenopharyngodon idella (grass carp) is the source of this 2088-nucleotide messenger RNA. It is a transcript of the gene lye, whose product is annotated as lymphocyte antigen-6, epidermis. The transcript is spliced from 3 exons. The record is from RefSeq and is a predicted model, not a curated record. NCBI's taxonomy places the organism in Eukaryota, Metazoa, Chordata, Actinopteri, Cypriniformes, Xenocyprididae. The coding region runs from base 127 to 507 and encodes 126 amino acids.